AUGACCCCAGGGAUUCACACUACCUGGGUCACCACGAUCCCAGGGUUUCACACUGCCCAGGUCACCACGACCCCAGGGUUUCACACUACCCGUGUCAUCACGACCCUAGGAUAUCACACUGCCUGGGUCAAUAAGACGUUACUGUUUCACACUGCCCAGGUCAACACGACCCCAGAGUUUCACACUGCCCAGGUCACCUUGACGUUACUGUUUCACACUACCCGUGUCACCACGAUCCCAGGGUUUCACACUGCCCAGGUCACCACGACCCCAGGGUUUCACACUGCCCAGGCCACCACGACCCCAGGGUUUCACACUACCCGUGUCACCAUGACGUUACAGUUUCACACUACCCGUGUCAUGACGACCCCAGGGUUUCACACUGCCCAGGUCACCACGACCCCAGGGUUUCACACUGCUCAGGCCACCCCGACACCAGGGUUUCACACUACCCGUGUCACCAUGACCCCAGGGUUUCACACUGCCCAGGUCACCACGACCCCAGGGUUUCACACUGCCCAGGCCACCACGACCCCAGGGUUUCACACUACCCGUGUCACCAUGACCCCAGGGUUUCACACUGCCCAGGUCACCACGACCAUAGGGUUUCACACUGCCCAGGCCACCACGACCCCAGGGUUUCACACUACCCGUGUCACCAUGACGUUACAGUUUCACACUGCCCAGGCCACCACGAUCCCAGGGUUUCACACUGCCCAUGUCACCACGAGCCUAGGGUUUCACACUGCCCAGGUCACCACGACCCUAGGGUUUCACACUGCCCAGGCCACCACGACCCCAGGGUUUCACACUGCCCAUGUCACCACGAGCCUAGGGUUUCACACUACCCUUGUCACCAUGACGUUACUGCUUCACAAUACCCAGGUCACCACGACCCCAGGGUUUCACACUGCCCAGGUCAUCACGACCCCAGGGUUUUACACUACCCGUGUCACCGUGACGUAA
Haliotis rufescens (red abalone) is the source of this 966-nucleotide messenger RNA. Its product is annotated as agglutinin-like protein ARB_02240. Lineage: Eukaryota; Metazoa; Mollusca; Gastropoda; Lepetellida; Haliotidae. The transcript has a single exon. Bases 1 to 966 code for a protein of 321 amino acids. The record is from RefSeq and is a predicted model, not a curated record.